Meloidogyne enterolobii is the source of this 546-nucleotide messenger RNA. NCBI's taxonomy places the organism in Eukaryota, Metazoa, Nematoda, Chromadorea, Rhabditida, Meloidogynidae. The record is from the annotation of a GenBank genome assembly.
AUGGGAAACGUGCAAUUAACGAAUCCUCUAAAGGUUUGUAAAGGACAUCUGAAUUUGUUAAAUCGUUUUAAUUUAUUAUAUAAAAAUUUAGAAGUGAUUAAACAUGGAAUUUUAUUGUUGGAACGGGCGCUUCUCAUCGGUUCCGAGGAUCAACAAAUAAUUGCGGAUAUCAAUUAUCAAUUAGGAAGUGCUUAUUUUUCUCUUCAUGAUUUUGAACAAGCAAAGAAUUUCUUCAUAAGUGAUUUGACUUUUUCCAAACAAUCAAAAAAUGAAGAGAAGGAGGCCGAAGCAUAUUCUAAUUUAUCUGUAGCUUACGCAAUGCUCCUUGACUUUGAUAGUUCAAUUUUUUGUGCUGGAAGAGCUAUUAUUCUAGGAGCAAGAUUAAAUGAUGAUGUUCUCAAAGGACGUGGAUAUUAUAAUUGUGGCUUUGCCUAUUUACAAGAUGCAUUGACUUGUUCUGAAGUUGACAACUCGGCUGGAAAUGCUCAUUUGUAUAAUCAAUAUAUUACAGAGCAACUUCAAAAAUCUGUUUUUUCUUUCAAGUAA